Daldinia loculata is the source of this 920-nucleotide messenger RNA. RefSeq names its product nucleolar protein 12-domain-containing protein. Gene Ontology annotation, cellular component: nucleolus. The record is from RefSeq and is a predicted model, not a curated record. The transcript has 2 exons. Bases 148 to 807 code for a protein of 219 amino acids. Gene Ontology annotation, molecular function: RNA binding. Lineage: Eukaryota; Fungi; Ascomycota; Sordariomycetes; Xylariales; Hypoxylaceae.
GUGGCUUCGAGCUACAAUCAACACUUUCACUUUGAUAUCCCCUAGAUUUUUGCCCGGCCUCUGCUCCGAUCUAAAAUCGAACUUUCUAUCUUAUACACUUAUUCUUGAUCAACUUUGUCUUUUGUCUUUGCGCAUUGGAAAAAUAAAAUGUUUGCACGCCCACGGCCAAAGAAGGGCUUACUCGUACCGCCGCCGAAGAAACGCAAGGCUCAGCAUUUGAUCGAAGAGAUCAAAUUUGAUAACGAUGCUCGUUCCGAUUAUCUGACCGGCUUCCAUAAGCGCAAAUUGCAAAGGAUAAAGAAUGCGCAGGAACAGGCUGCUCAGAGGGCCAGGCAGGAAAAGAUCGAGAUUAGAAAGAAGAUACGGGAAGAUCGAAAGAGAGAAGUCGAAGAGCAUGUCCAAAACGUCAAUGCUAUCCUAAAGCAAGCACAAGAGGCAGGUUACGUGGGAGGGGAAGAAGCCUCAAACGAUGAAGCAGACGAAUGGGGAGGGUUUAAGGAUACACCUGCACUAGAACCCGUUGAUCACGAGGAAGAAUACAUUGACGAAGAGCGGUAUACUACGGUCACAAUAGAGUCGGUCAGUGUGUCUAAGGAUGGAUUGUCGAGCACUAAACCAGAGGACUCGGGCGAGGAGGAUCAAGAGACAGCAAAGCAAGACUCGGAACAUGCUCCUCCAGGAAGCAAGGAGAAAGCCAGGCCGCCCAAGAAGAAGAAACCGAAGUUCAGAUACGAGUCCAAGGCGGAUAGGCAACUGAACCAGAGGAAACAGAAAGCAGCCAAGAUUAGAAAGAAACCAAGUGGUUGAUUAGCGCAUUCCCUAUCCGUCUCGCGGGCUUUGCUGCAGCAAAUACCAACAUAAAACGUCCACCAAAUAAACAUGCCCUAAACUUGACUUCUCUUCAACUGCCACCGCGACAU